Messenger RNA from Acaulospora morrowiae, 1194 nucleotides. NCBI's taxonomy places the organism in Eukaryota, Fungi, Glomeromycota, Glomeromycetes, Diversisporales, Acaulosporaceae. The record is from the annotation of a GenBank genome assembly.
AUGGUUAAAAAUACUACUUGUGAUAGAUGCGAUCUAAAUCUUUCCACUUAUCAAAAAUAUCAACAACAUUUAAAUCGAAAAAAUCCUUGCCGACCUAAGAAUUUUACUCAAGCUCCAAUAGGAAAUCCAGCUAUAGCCUCAAUAGAAAAUCCAGCACCAGCUCCAGAAAACGAUCUCAUUUCAUUUGAUGAAAGCCAACCAAUGCAUCAGCCAGCCCAGCUGAGAGAAGAAAAUGUGCCGCCUGUCGACCCAGAAAUAAAAUCUACUACAAAGCAAAAUAAAACUAUCUUAAUUUUUAAAAAUAUAUCAAAUGGAUUUGAAUUUUAUGAUGGAAAAAGAAAAUGGUAUGGUGUUAAAGACGACUUUUAUAUAUUAUAUAAUAAAUAUUAUUUUAUUAAAGCAGAUAAUAGAGAAACAAGUAUAGAAGCAUAUACAAGAAUUAUUGACGAGUCUGAAGCUAUUUCUAAAAAAACUAAUGGUAGAAUUAAUAUGCGUAAAUCUGGAGAUUAUACAUUAACAACUAUAAAACUUUUCAAAGAAACUACUUUAGCACCAUUAAAAAGUGGAAAAAUAAGUAAACAGGAGAAGGCUUGGAUAGAUUUAGCGUCAACAGGCGCUCUAAUAUUUGCAGAAAAAUAUGAAAGAGAAGCUAUUCAAUAUGAUGUAAAUUCGAUGUAUAUAUAUAUAAUGUUAAAGAAAGAAGCAUCAUGGCCUGUUACAUCAGGUAAGUUUCAUACUAUAGAUGUAUCUUUAGUAGAAAAAUGGACUAAAUUUCCAUAUGGAAUUUAUAAAGCAACAAAAGAAGGAAAUUUGCCAAAGAAAAGUUUUCAAUGUACAAGAUAUUUGCGAUAUAAUUCACAUGGAAUUUAUAUGCAUUAUGAUUUAGAGAGUGCUAAAAGAAAUGGUUUAAAAGUAUAUUUGAUAAAUGAAUCACCAAAUGUAAUUAUUUAUGAAAGAAAUGUACGUAUAACAGAAAAAGACAUGUUUGGAGAAUGGGGAAAUAUAUUAUAUAAUAUUAAAAAAGAAGGCGGAAUAGCUGGAAAAGUAAGUAAAGCAUUAUUAGUUUCAUUAUGGGGUGUAUUAUGUGAGCAAAGGAAUGGACAAAACUAUGGAACACACUCAAGAAUAAAAUUCUUUUUAUUAGCUUCAACUAGAAAAACAAUUUCUGAAAUUGUAAAACCUUUAGGAAAUUAA